Molecule: messenger RNA, 5147 nt
Organism: Carassius auratus (goldfish)
Lineage: Eukaryota; Metazoa; Chordata; Actinopteri; Cypriniformes; Cyprinidae
Gene: slc22a23a
Product: solute carrier family 22 member 23
Exons: 10
Coding region: 527-3253 (908 amino acids)
Biological process (GO): transmembrane transport
Cellular component (GO): membrane
Molecular function (GO): transmembrane transporter activity
Source: RefSeq, a predicted model, not a curated record
CAGAAGCUGCUGAGGUGCUGAAGUCGAGCACUAGAUGUGACUGAAACCAGUGUGAUCCAAUCAACGAGUGUGUUAAAGGACGAGUUCCGCCCUCGUGUCGGUUUAAUCGGUCCAUAUGAUCACGGGAGCGCGUAUAGAGCGCGUGCCAACUGAAAUAACGAGAUAUCAGCGCGAGACGGAGAGACUGGAUUAUGACGCGCGUCUGAGUGUAAUGUCACGCGCGACGGGGACGCGUGGCUGGGACAGGUGUGUUACCUGUGGCUGUGAACGGAGGGAAUGGGCUCGGAUCAGCAGCGCUUUCCUUGAACCCAGCAGUUGUUAAGCGAUCAGACGCGUGUUUGGAUAGUGGAGCGGUCGGGACGAGCCGGUGACUCUUGUGUAUCGAUUGAUCUCGAGCGACGGAUCGUGACGCCUUCGGCUCGGGUGAAGACACGCAAACCACUCCCUGAGCUCUCUUAGUGAUUGUGCAUCCAGUGUGAACGGGGAUUGUGUGCGGUUCUGACGCAUUCGUGAACCGGGCUGCGGUAUGUGCGAGACGGUGAUGGCCGUGUCUCAGCUGGACAUCGAGCCUCAUCCACCGGAGAACGGCUUCGUUACCCCCGAAACCAAUAAAUCGCCCGAUUUACUCUCGCAGAUCGACGGCGGUGUUUUGCCGAGCGUGGGCGGCUUCGGGAGAUUUCAGAAACAGCUGAUCGUUUUAACAUGGAUCCCGGCCAUUUUCAUUGGCUUCAGCCAAUUUUCUGACUAUUUUCUCCUGGCUGUGCCGGAUACUUGUGCGCAAGUGCAGCGGAAUAGCAGCGGUCCUUCUCCCGGUGUUACACCGGCGAUAUUCAAUUUCACCGUCAAUAACGCGAGCAGCUCCGCUAAUGCGUCAUCACAGUGCAUCUGCACACAGUCGGGAUGCGAACUGCAAAUCGGACUAGAACAGAAUGUUGUCACCAAGUGGAACCUGGUGGGGGACUCUGCCUGGGUGGUACACAUUGCCAAAUUCUCCCUGCUGGUGGGCUCCAUCUUUGGAUACUUGGUGUUGGGAGUUCUGGCGGAUUGGAUUGGACGACACCCGGUUCUGAUCCUGUCCGUCAUCUUCAUGUUAAUCUUCGGCAUGACGGUGGCCUUCUCCGUCAACGUCCCGAUGUUCAGCACCCUGCGCUUCUUCGAGGGCUUCUGCUUGGCAGGAAUCACGCUCUCGCUCUAUGCUCUGAGGAUAGAGCUGUGUCUGCCGGGAUGCCGUUUCUCUAUGACCAUGGUGGCAAACUUCGUGGCGUUGGCGGGGCAGUUGCUCAUGCCGGGACUGGCAGUCCUCUGUCGCGACUGGCAGAUUCUGCAAGCAGUCGUGAUCGCCCCUCUCUUACUCAUGCUGUCCUACAUCUGGAUUUUCCCGGAGUCUCUGCGCUGGCUGCUUGUGACGCAGCAGUACAGUCGCUCCAAAUGGAUCAUGGAGCGCGUCGCCAAGAAGAACAACAUCAGCCUCGAGGAGGACGCAGAGGAGCUCAUGACAGAGCUAAACCAAGCCCUGUCAAAGCAACCCAAGAAGACAUGCAUUGUGAAGAUGGUUGGCACAAGGAACCUGUGGAAGAAUAUAGUAGUGCUCUGCAUCAACUCACUGACAGGUUAUGGGAUACACCACUGCUUUGCACGCAGUCUGACGGAAGACCAGCAGACCUCCAUCUUCAAUAAUUUCUAUAUCAAGUACUACACCAUGGGGGGCACUGCUGUGGCAUCAUGUGUGGCGCUCUGUCCUGCCGUGGGUCUGAUGGGGCGGCGCGGGGGUCUCCUCGUGUUUAUGAUCAUCACAGCCCUGGCCUCUCUCCUUCAGCUCGGCCUGCUAAACCUGGUGGGGAAGUACAGUGCUCACCUGAAUAUAGACAACUCUGCAACGCUGAACUCCAACUUUUCAAUGGCUUUCUCCAUCAUUGGCAUGUUCUCCUCCCACGCUGUCAGCAACCUAAGCAUCUUUUUUUGUGCUGAAAUCACCCCAACUGUGAUUAGGGGUGGUGGUCUAGGCCUCGUCCUGGCCAGUGCUGGUUUUGGCAUGCUGACGGCACCCAUCAUGGAGCUACAUAACCAGAAAGGAUAUUUUCUGCAUCACAUCAUUUUCGCCUGCUGCACUCUUAUUUGCAUCAUUUGCAUCUUGCUGCUGCCCGAGACUCGCAAUCGGCCGCUUCCAGAAACGUUAGCAGAUGGUGAAUGCUACACCCGCCAACCGUUACUGCCGCCUCGAAAGCCCGGCGAGCAACUUCUUCUGCUGACCAAGUCUGAGAGCCGUGAGUAUGCAAGGGUAGGCGAUACACCUCUCCACGAAGCAGCUGCCACUGCUAUUUCUACUAUGGACUCUACUGCCUCAUCCGCCGUCGAUCUUCAGAUUCUCAUGGAUGCCCCCAUCCAGCAAGUGACCGGCCAGGCACAGAUAUUCAGUAUGAAGUCACUGACUUCUACCCAAGAGCCAGAUGAAAUCCAGCAAGAGUAUCCCAGAUCUGCAUCCAUGCCGGGAACCUCUGCCUCAUCUGUAGAGCAUCCUCUCCUUGCCUCUAUCCCAAACACUUCAACCCCAAUCGCUAUUAAUUACAUUCAAACACCUAAACCAGAAUCUCCCUCUGUUCGUCCUUCUUCAACUGUGGAAACUCCUUCGAUCACCGAUCCCACACUUGAGUCCCCUACCUCUUCCGAUCUCCAAACUCCUUCACUUUUAGACAUAGGUACACCAGCUGCUGAAUUCCCCUUGACUUUUGCUAAUGAUAUGGCCUCUUUAGGUCCCACCCAAACCUUUCCUCUCGGCACAUCCACUGGACAGUCACCCACUCCACCUUUAAACAACAACACUCCCUCUUCCUCAAUAGACUCUACCAUUCACCUAGUCGCUGAAAUUCUGCCCUUUUCCCCAACAGAACUGUCUUUACCACCAAUACCAGACCAGUCUGGUCAAGUCAAUGCCAUCCCAGCUCAAUCCUUUUCCUCGCCCAUAGAUCCCGGCUCUCCAUUGUUACAUUUAGUCGCCCAACCUGCUAUUAACUCCAUAGAAUCUGGCCCCACUUCACCAUCCAUAUUGGAGCCAACCUUAAAUAAUGGUACUACUCUUCUUGCCAGUGUGGAUUCAGCUGCACCUUACGCCACAACCACUGACUCUGUUACAGAAUCCAGCCAACCACUUAUGACGAACUUGACUGUUUCCUCACCUAUUGACUCAGGUACACCUUCAGACGUUGACUUGCCCAUCACAGAAACAAACACUGCCAAUGGGGAGACGUCUUCAUGAUGGACUCGUUUGCUCUUUAAGACUUGGUGGGCGGCCUUAUUAUCAAGAAGAGAUUCUUGUCAUGGGGGCUCAUGCCAGUCAUUGUUUGAAGUAUUUUUAUUUUCCAGCAGCCAUGACGCUAGAAUGGCAAUGCAAGGAGAAGGUAUGAAAGGAUUUGACUGAAAGGGAACAACCAUAAGGGUUGAUGCUCAAAGGGUUUUUACUCUGCACUGGUUUCAAUGACUUAAACAGCCUUCUUAGGGGCCGUUCACACAGAGAGCGUUUUUCUAUUCCAAGGCGCUAUUUGCCAUUGUUUUCCUAUGUAAAGAUGGUUGACUUGAUAUGUCCCGCCCUCUCUUCCUGUUUCAGUUGAAAUUACAUCACCACAUAGAAUAAAGUUGCGUGUUCAAGGCACUUCAGGUGAUCUUUAAGAUGCAUGCAGUGCUGCUCGUCAAUGUCAGGUCCAAAACAGCCGACCACUUUAGACGACCCCAGAGGCAGGGCAAGAGUUGACAGUAUCAAGUUGGCAUGGCAAGUUGUUUAAUUUGAUGGAAGCAUUGCAGAGGAGGAAUUUUGUUCUGCACCAUUUUCUAAGUUUUUAGAUGUAAAGACACAUUCUGUGUGAACGGCCCCUUACUGUGGUGCCAGUAACUGCUUUUUGGGCAGCUAGAUCCAAAUUUCCAUGUGUUAUCAUUGAGCUUGUGUUAUUACGAACACUAAGACCAGUAGUGACAAGUUCCCACUCUGGAAUUUCAUAUAGUCUAGUAAUUACUAAAAUCUGCUUGUUUGAUGGUAAUGAAAAACAGGUAGGAUCACAUUAGUCAAAUGUGAUUAAUUCUGAAUCAUUUUCUCUCAAUUAUGUGAUUGUAAUUAAGUCUACUAAAUUUAGCGAUAUUCAGGUGGGAACACGGCAUCUGUUAAGUCCAGUAUCAAAGGGAAUUUCUCCAAAGCCCAAACACUGUAUAUUUAACACUGGGAAUGUUUGCCAAUGUGUUUUGAAGUGUAAGGUAAAUACCUCUAUGAAUUAGGUGUCGAAGAAACACCAGUUUCUGUGUUCAAAAGAAUAAGUGCAGACAGAUAUGCAUAUUUCCAAACCCGAUGUAACAUAGUCACUACACAGAGACUGCUCAAAAUGGUAUUUGUAUGGUAUGUUUUAUUAAGCUAAUGUGUUUUUUUAAGCUAAUCACUAAAUUAUGGGGUAAUUUUGAGGAAUACAGAUGAUGUACUUCAUGGCUGUGUGUCUUAACCACAAUACACUCAAUCAAGUGUAUGCAACAGAUGUAUUGUGAAUGUGAAAACUUUUGUAAUUUAUGCUAUUGUGGUACUGAUGUACAGUGGUACUGACUGCUUGAAAAAAAAGAUUUUAGGUUACUAUGUCUGUAUCAAUGAGUGUAUGCCCAUUGGUAUUUUGUUACCAUGUCUGUGGCACUUUAUUGUUCACAGUAUAAAAAAAAAAGAAAAGAAAAAAAAAAGCAUGUGAACAUGAAAAAAAUGAAGCUUUCAAUGACUGACAUUGAAGUAAUGAGAACAAAUAAUAAUUGAAGGAAUGACUACAAUUGUCAUCUUUCAUUUGUGGUACAUGUAUACCCUCAGCAAUAAUAUAUUUAAAAUGUGCGACACAUGCCAUGAGUUUAAAACAUUUCAGAUUUUUUACAUUGUUAAAAAUCAGUCGAAAAUACUAAUAUUUAAUACAAAUUAAUUACCCUAAAAUAUGGUAUCAUGUGGGUGUUCUUAUUCAUAAGUCUGGCUGAAACAAUAAAUUUCGGACAUGUACUUGGCACCAGACGUAACAUUACUUUGGAUAAAAUGAAAAGAAUGUUUUUCGAUGAUUGUGGCAUAUUCUUAAUCAUUCCAGCUAAUAUUCAGUUUCGUUAUACUUUCAAUAAAUAGUAUUAUUGCCCUGAAGUAUGUAAAA